AUGGAGACCGACAAACCACCACCACCACCCUCUUCCUCAGCAGCUCUAGACGUCAUCUUCAACUGUCACAUCUGCCAAGCCACCAUCUCCGACAUCUACAACCAAAGCUCCGGCAACAGCGGCUUCCGCGACGGACGACCCAACACCUCCGACACACGCGUCACGUCACUGUGGCUCACAGAAUGCAUGCACCUCACAUGCGGAAGCCACUUGGAGGGCGGCGGCGCGCCGUUCCACCCCGAGGGCGCACGUCCGGAGGCCGCGUGCCCGGUGUGUGUCAAAGAGGCGCACGACGACAGGCCGAAGCCGCUGUACGCGGUAAGAGGGUGGAAGGAGGGUGCCUACGAUGAGGACAUCCCGGAGGACUUGUUCGUCACGCCGCCGGUGGGGCUGGAUGGCAAGAGCAUCAAGGUGCAGGCGUUGCAGUUUCAGUAUACUUCACUCUUGCGGUACGGUACUGCUAUGCUUGCUCAACGGCGCGCGGCUGAAAAGACACGCUUGGAGGCUGAGCGACGGGCUAGUGAGGCUGAGAAGCGACAUCGUGAGAUGUCGGAGCAGGUCAUGGCGCUGAAGUGUCGCGUCACGGCCAUGGAAAAGGACCAAGCGGAGGUGUCGAAGUGGAAAGCACGCAUGCCGCAAAUUACUCACUACCUCAAGCUUUGUCCGGAGCUCAUUGGGUAUGCUGGAUGA
This is a messenger RNA of Aplosporella prunicola CBS 121167, 690 nucleotides long. RefSeq lists its product as uncharacterized. The record is from RefSeq and is a predicted model, not a curated record. The transcript is spliced from 3 exons. The coding region runs from base 1 to 690 and encodes 229 amino acids. Lineage: Eukaryota; Fungi; Ascomycota; Dothideomycetes; Botryosphaeriales; Aplosporellaceae.